AUGGCGGCUCCGGACAAUAGCACUCCUGUAACCAUCAAUGGUGGUAUUGUCAAGACGCCUUUGCCUGCAACGCCUUCGAAUGUAAUCAUCACCACAACUGAUGGCAGCAACCAAAACAGUUCCGACCGCCGCCUCUGCUUUGCACCUACCGAGCAAGCACACAACCAUGGAUCAGAUCGUGCACGCCCUCUUCGCACCAUGCCGUUCGACCCUGAGAUCUGGAUCGGCAAUCUCGAAGACCUCGGUCGCCGUGUGUGGCCGCACCCUAGCUACAAGGAAUUGAUCGCACGCUCGCUUACUGGAGACCCGAAGUUUGCGCUCCCUGAUACAGUGGCCAAGAAGAACAGAUUCCGGAGCUUGCGUCUACGGUGCUGUGGUGAUGGCUGUGAUCAGACUACCCACGGCUCAGAUGUAGAGUAUGAGAAACCUUCUCGCUUGGAAACACUUGCCUUUGGACAGACGCAGAAUGUCAUCAUCUAUCCUUUCUAUAUGGGCCUGUCUGAACUCGCUGCACCACAAAAGCUCUUCGCCAUCGUACAUCGUCACGAGACUGGCGGAUACCGGUUCUGGAAGGCUGAUGGCACUUAUCACGAGUCCUACGGGCUUGCCAAAGGAAGUGCCUCUGUGUCUAGUCCAAGAUCAGCCCGCAGCGCCAAUAUUGGUAGUCUGGGCUCUUCGAAGGGUCAAUUGACCAGCACUCCAACCAAAUCGGGUAGAUCGGCAGCACAGCUCGCUGAUGAUCUUGAUACCACGCCAUUGCGCGUUGUGCAAAAGAUGCGCAUGCUCACCAGAAGCAGAGACAUGAGCACACAUGUUGCGGAUGGCCAGACUGAAGAUCCUCUCACAAACUCUUCUGAGCCUCAAUCAAAGCGACGACUUAUCGCUCGCAGACACCCAGCUACUGUGCGUCCCGGACCCAAAUUGGGGAAGCCCGGAGCUAGACGUCCCGCCAAAACCACCACCUGGCAAUCACAGUCGGGCUUUAGUAGCACACAGCAACCGAGUCGCCGUUUGUUGCACAUCAAAGAGAUAUGCAUGCUUGCAUAUCAUCUCAACGGACCGACUUUGAAGCUGAUGUAUGGGAACGACGGCUUCACCGUCGAGUCUGGCGAGGGAUCUUUGAUCGAUCCUACCACCCAAAACCCAUUCCUGAUGACCGGACAACAUGCACAGUAUCUUCUGUACAGCAGACAACAGUCUCUCAAGGUCGUUGUGAGCAACAAUGCUACACGCAAUAUCCACGAGUCUCCUGACGAGAUCACUGGAGGUAUCAUCUUGCUGGAAUUUGGCGGCUCCAGUGCUCGUGAUGAGUUCAUAGCUCGCAUCGGACAAUUGAUUAGAGGCAGUAUCAACUGGAAGAAUGAUUCCAGCCUCGAGCUCGAGCCCAUGUAUCAGGAGCUCUUGGAACAGCUCAACACACGCCGGACUGCCGCGUUCGAAGCCCAGCAGGAGAACACAACCACAAGCCACAAGUCAACCGAGCAGACGAAGUUGUUCGUUGUAAAGAACGAAUCUGAGGUCGAGGGCGGUGAAGUCACAUCCUGCCCGACAGUUGUGACCGAGACUUCCUUGAAUGAUGCCCUAGCAACUCCUGGAGUUCCACAGUUUGCGACACUACCUACCACCCAGACGUUACGUGGAACGUUGCGGUCCAGCAUACCUGUCAAAGCAUCGAAAUCACCAGAUGUUCCAGAAAUCGUCGCCGUUGAUUUGACAGCUUCAUCAAUCAGUCAAGCUCAAGACACGAGCGCCACGAUGUUGUCCGAGCCUAAGAAUCCGAACAGCGAAAUGACAAUGAAGAAGGAGUUGCAGGAUUUGUUACGUGAGAUGUACAUCAAAUACCCUGGCGCGCAGGACGAUGUACUGGUUGAAGAGAUGGCGCUCUCGUUGAAAGUGUCUCUUCUCGGUGGUGAUGAGGAACGUGUGAGAGAGCUCAAGAGGGAGCUGAAGGUGUAUCUCAUCGCCCAUCAUGGUUGGUCCCUGUAA
Aureobasidium namibiae CBS 147.97 is the source of this 1986-nucleotide messenger RNA. RefSeq lists its product as uncharacterized. The coding region runs from base 1 to 1986 and encodes 661 amino acids. The record is from RefSeq and is a predicted model, not a curated record. The transcript has 3 exons. NCBI's taxonomy places the organism in Eukaryota, Fungi, Ascomycota, Dothideomycetes, Dothideales, Saccotheciaceae.